Megalops cyprinoides (Indo-Pacific tarpon) is the source of this 1794-nucleotide messenger RNA. RefSeq names its product tumor necrosis factor, alpha-induced protein 2a (gene tnfaip2a). Gene Ontology annotation, biological process: exocyst localization; exocytosis. Gene Ontology annotation, cellular component: exocyst. Lineage: Eukaryota; Metazoa; Chordata; Actinopteri; Elopiformes; Megalopidae. The transcript is spliced from 11 exons. The record is from RefSeq and is a predicted model, not a curated record. Gene Ontology annotation, molecular function: SNARE binding. Bases 1 to 1794 code for a protein of 597 amino acids.
AUGAAGGACAUCGGGCAGAAGAGGAAUGAAGUGGUCAUCACCUUUGAGGAGAACCUGAAGCUCCGGCGCCUUUCCCAGGCCGGCCAGCAGCUGAUCCAGGUGGAGGAGCGUCUGUUUGGGAGAGACACAGAAAACAAAGAGAAGGGGAGCAGGAAGGAAGAGGUGGAAAAGCUGAAGACAGAUUACGAGGCCCUUCUUGACCAGAUGAGGCUGGCGGUGGAGGCGUCGCUCUGCGCGGGGCCAGAAGAUCUUGAGGCCCUGAGAGCAGCGGUGAGCAGCAUGCAGCAGGAGGAAAGGCAGGAUGAGAGGUGGCGCGAGGAGCCGGGGGCGGAGGCUCCAGCGUGGAGGCCCAGGCGGUGCAGGCAAAGCCAUGACACCCUGCUCCAGAGCAUGGUGGAGGGGCGUAUGAGCAACACUGAGGAGGUGAGCGGGGGAGAUAACCUGUCCUCCUCCCUGAAGAGGGACCUCUGCAAGAUGGGCCUACGCGUGAAGGAGGACCUGCUGAAGGUGGCCCGGGACGUGAAGAGAUGCUACCCAAAGGAAAUCGACAUAUGCAACAUGUAUGCCACGCUGUAUCACCAAGCCUUCUCUGCACAUUUAAAGGAGAUCACCGACUUCGGUCUGGAUGUGGAAGAUUGUAUUUACCUCCUGUCCUGGGUGAAUGAUUAUUACCCAAAUGAUAUACUAAAACACAAAGAACUUGCAGAGGAAAUUAACUGUGAAUCACUGAAAGCCCUGUUACCUGAGGAGGUAGCCAGACCACUGGAAGAGCAGUAUCUCUCACACAAAGAGAUGAAGGUGAAGACAUGGGUCUCUGCUGCCUUGAAGAAGGAAGAGGCAUCCUGGCUGAGUGGGGCUAUGCCUGAACUCAGAGACAAACAUUACAUCAGUUCCAUUGCCAUUGAUGUCAUACAGCUCAUUGAUGCGGCAGUUAGAGAGGCCAGCACUAUUUUGGGUGAGCUGAGCAAAGCCCGGUCCAUCAUGUGUCAGCUGAAGAGCUUCUUAAUGAGCUAUAAGAGAUGCCUGGGAGAAUUCAUGAAAGGAAAACGUGGAAAUACUAAAGCGGUGAUAAAGGCCAACCUGACCAGCAUUGAACAAUUCAGAGACUAUAUUGUGAGAAAGGCUGACCUCUUCUCAGAAGAGAUGAAGUCCCAUUGCCUGUCUGUAGUGACAGACAUGGAAGAUUCCUGCUACCUAUACCUCUCCAGGGUCAUACAUGAAGAUCUGAAGCCACGAUAUCGCAAGCUGGGGACCCAGGCGUGGCUAACAGGGAACAGCCUUGUGCUGAUGGAGGUGCUGGAAGGGGUCAAGAGUCACACUGAGGCCUGCAAAGAUCUGAAGACCAGCUGCUUCGAGGAGCUGCUCGGCCGGCUGCAUACGGAGGUGACGGUGGAGUAUGUGAAGAGGCUGCUGAAGAGGAAGCUGAGGCUGAAGGACAGAGUGCAGCAGGAGACAGCUGCCAAGCUGCUGUGCGAGGACAACACAAGACUGCACACAUUCUUCACUGAGGAGGGCUCAAAACAGGAGUGGCUGGGUGCCAUUAUUCCAAAAAUAGCUGAAGUGCUGAAGGUGCAGGACCCAGGUUUCAUCCAGCUGGAGGUUGUGACCUUGGCACGGGACUACCCUGACCUCAGUGAGUGCCACGUGUCCGCCCUGCUGUACCUCAAGUACCACCUCUACACCUCAGACAUCAAGAGGAUCAAGGAGAGUCUGCGGGAGAACCGGCAGCCAGUAGGCUCCGAUAGCUCCAGGAUCUUCUUCUCCAGAGUGACGGUCAAGUCCAAGAUCAUGUGA